Argentina anserina (silverweed cinquefoil) is the source of this 912-nucleotide messenger RNA. RefSeq lists its product as uncharacterized. The transcript has 4 exons. NCBI's taxonomy places the organism in Eukaryota, Viridiplantae, Streptophyta, Magnoliopsida, Rosales, Rosaceae. The coding region runs from base 1 to 912 and encodes 303 amino acids. The record is from RefSeq and is a predicted model, not a curated record.
AUGUACGAUCUUCAAGUGAGAAACAUGAGAGGUCAAGGGUAUGACGGUGCUAGUAAUAUGAGAGGCAUUUAUAAUGGAUUGCAAGCAUUGUUUCUUGAAGAAUGUCCUUAUGCAUACUAUGUCUACUGUUAUGCUCACCGCUUGCAAUUGACAUUGAAUGCUACAGUUCAAGGGGUGCAGGAGAUUUGGCAAUUCUUUAUAACUUUGGGUUUAAUUGUGAAUUUUGUUGAUGCUUCUGCUAAGUGGCAUUCUGCAUUGAGAGCCGUAACAAAGGAGGAAAUUGCAAAUUUGACUCUUAAUGAUAUGAUGGAUAAAGGAGUUGAAGGACAAGCUGAAGCUAUUCUCAAGGCUUUGAGAUCAUUUGAUUUUGUGUUUUGCUUGCUUCUAAUGAACAAAGUAAUGAAAGUUACCGAACUACUUUGUCAGACACUACAGCGGAAGUCUAUUGAUCUUGUGCAGGCAAUAAAAUUUGUAAGAGUUACAAAGUCACUUCUUCAGGAGAUGAGAGACAUAGGGUGGAUGAUUUGUUCAUCUUUGGAUCCUCGUGAUGACUUCAAGUACUUCAAAACUGAAGAUGUUUGCAAUCUUGCUAAGAGGUUUUAUCUUGAAGAUUUUGAUGAUGGUGAAAUGUGUACUCUAGAAUUAGAGUGUGCAUAUUAUGAGAAGGAUAUGCGAAGUGAUCUAUUGCUGAGUUGUGCCACAUCUUGUGUCUACAACUCUACAUCAACCACUGAAAAAGCAUUUUCAGCUAUGAAUAUCAUUAAGAAUAGACUCAGAAAUAUGAUGGAAGAUGAGUUUCUUGAUGAUUGUAUGGUCAUUCACAUUGAGAAGGAGUACGCCGAUUCUAUUGACAAUGUUGUAGUGAUUGAGGAUUUCGAAAAUUUAUCGAACCGUAGAGUCAAAUUUAGUUAG